GCAAAUUUUGUGGUUAAUAUGUUUUUAUUAUCCAGACAGAUGCAGCAAAUCAACGUGAAUGCUGGUGAGAUUCACAACAAGUUAUUCAUAGUUUCCAAUAGGGAGAGGUUAGAGCAGGAUCGUUCACUUAAGAGGGAGCAGGAGAGUGCAUUGCAAAAGGCAAUAGAGGAUGACAAGAUUAAAGAAUCAAGCAAGAUAAGGGAGGCCCGACAAGCCAGAGUUACAGACGUCAGUCAAGAAGGAGAAAAAGAGAAAGUGACAAUUAUCCUCAACCACUCAAACGGCAAGGAAGAGCACCAGUUCAUCGAAGGUGCCUUCUUCCAGGAAGUAUAUGACUGGGCAGGCUCCAACAAUGCUCUCCCAUUACACUUCUCUAUCCAAAGAGGAAGGGAAGUGGUAAAACAUGGAGACCUCUUGGAGAGCAGAGGUGCUUCAUAUUCGUGA
Molecule: messenger RNA, 444 nt
Organism: Stylophora pistillata
Lineage: Eukaryota; Metazoa; Cnidaria; Anthozoa; Scleractinia; Pocilloporidae
Source: RefSeq, a predicted model, not a curated record